AAGGUGAAAUAUUUGACCUCAACAACUUUUUGGAUGUACACGUUACGGCGAUGGUGAAACCAAAAUGUGAUUCAUCUGGUUUGGCCAUGAAAACUGGAGGCAUUAAGUUUCAGAAAAACAAAGGUCAACACAUCUUAAAAAAUCCUCUUGUAAUUAAUACAAUGAUUGAAAAGGCUGGUAUAAAGUCUACGGACUCUGUCUUAGAAAUCGGUUCUGGAACUGGUAACCUGACCAUUAAACUCUUGGAGAAAGGAAGAAAAGUCUACGCCUUUGAAAUUGAUCCGAGAAUGGUUUCUGAAUUACAGAAGCGUGUCCAAACCUCGUGAGUUUGAAGCAGGUAUAUGACAAAUGUACCUGUUGUAUAUAUUGGGAGAUGUCAUAUAUCAAGAUACCUGGCUUUAUCACUAGGUUGCAUUAUUUCUUCUCUCGGGUGUAGGGUGUUAUUAUGCAUGAAACGUGGUUCAUUUAUUAGUACUUUUUGUCAGUGCCAUUAUAUAAAUUUGAGACUGAAGUGUCACACCAGUUUUUCAACGAAGAUGAUUAGGUUUCAAGUAGCUAAAUGGCCAAACCGAUCCAAGCUAGAAAUUCUUGUUGGAGAUGCAGUCAAGGCAAGUUCAUGGCCGAAAUUCGAUCUAUGCGUAGCAAAUUUACCGUACCAGAUUUCCUCACCAUUUAUACAACGAUUGGUUCAUGCUGGUCGUAGUUUCAGAGCAGCAGUAGUUAUGGUGCAAAAGGAAUUCGCCGAUCGCCUUAUAGCUAAACCUGGGGAUAAAGUGUACUGUCGUCUGUCAGCAUUUUCUCAGUUCCAUUUCAAAAUUGAACAGUUAAUGAAAAUCAGCAGAAACAGUUUUCGUCCUCCACCACGUGUGGAUUCAGCUGUUGUCCGGAUUGAACCUAGGCACCCAUUACCACCUGUAAUGCCUACAGAAUGGGACGGACUAUUACGUCUUGUGUUUGCGCGUAAAAACAAGACGAUCGGUGCCAACUUUGCCGGUAAAUCAAUAGCUGCUCACUUACGCAAAGUAUACAUGGAAGCUUGCAGUGCCAAAGGAUUAUGUCCAAAUCCCGAAACCAUUAAUUGUGAAUCGACUGGUAUCUCAGCAAUGGAAGAAAAGCUAAGUAACAUACUUCAAGAUUCCGGUUUCGACAAAAAGCGUGCCCGUACCCUGGAUGAAGAUGACCUCCUUAGACUACUUCUUGUAUUUAAAAAAGAAAAUAUAUUUUUUGGUUAA
Trichobilharzia regenti is the source of this 1232-nucleotide messenger RNA. Lineage: Eukaryota; Metazoa; Platyhelminthes; Trematoda; Strigeidida; Schistosomatidae. The record is from the annotation of a GenBank genome assembly.